Molecule: messenger RNA, 636 nt
Organism: Coccomyxa subellipsoidea C-169
Lineage: Eukaryota; Viridiplantae; Chlorophyta; Trebouxiophyceae; Coccomyxaceae
Product: S-adenosyl-L-methionine-dependent methyltransferase
Exons: 7
Coding region: 1-636 (211 amino acids)
Biological process (GO): rRNA methylation
Molecular function (GO): nucleic acid binding; rRNA (adenine-N6-)-methyltransferase activity
Source: RefSeq, a predicted model, not a curated record
AUGAAGCUGAAGGAACUGCACAGCAUCAUGCAGGACAUCGACACCUUUAAUGAGCCCAAGGUCGACCUCGAACAAUACCCCACGGGCCCUGAAAUUGCCUCGCGGAUGUUAUUCACGAUAGAGAGUGUAUACGACGACUUUGCUGGAAGGACGGUGGUAGAUCUGGGAUGCGGCACCGGAAUGCUGGGCAUUGGAGCAGCGCUGCUGGGCAGCUGCCAUGUCAUUGGAGUGGACAUAGACAGCGAUGCUCUGGACACUGCACAGGGCAAUCUAGACAGCUUUGAAGAUCUCCAGAUGGAUCUGUUGCAAUGCAGCAUUGCUGAGCUGGAAAGGCAGCCCAGGCUGACAGCAGACACAGUCAUCAUGAAUCCGCCGUUUGGCACCCGCCGCAAGGGAGCCGACCUGGAUUUUCUCAGAGCAGCGUUUCGGGUGUCGCGUGGGUCAGUGUAUUCCCUGCACAAGACCUCGACGCGCGCCCACAUACAGCGGGUGGCCCAGAAGGAGCUGUCAGCACACAGCGCUGAGGUGGUUGCACAGCUGCGUUAUGACCUGCCCGCCUCCUAUGCUUUCCACAAGGAGCGCUCAAGGGACAUUGAGGUGGAUCUGUGGAGGUUUGAGGUGCCUCUGCGCCGAUGA